Molecule: messenger RNA, 402 nt
Organism: Sparassis crispa
Lineage: Eukaryota; Fungi; Basidiomycota; Agaricomycetes; Polyporales; Sparassidaceae
Exons: 1
Coding region: 1-402 (133 amino acids)
Source: RefSeq, a predicted model, not a curated record
AUGUCAGAACAUGACUCGCACAUUCUCAAGCUCAUUAAGGGCAACUACCAGUGGAGUGCCCUGAUGAAGGCGCAUCUGGUUGCUGCAGAUUUGUGGGAGGUUGUUGGGCCCGAGGAGGAGGAGCUAAUAGCGAGAGGACCAAAGGGAGUGGCAGUGAAGAAGAAGAAGCGUGAGCAGGCAUACUGGAAGAUCUUGAUGAACCUCAGUCCCUCGCAGAUGGCUUUCGUGUUGGGUUCAGAAAACCCCGAGAUGCAUAGGCUGUACUUGAGGAAACUCAUAGGUCAGCAUCUGUCAACACUAUUCUGUCAUUGCAUUGCUGUUUCUUUGGAGGAUGAGAAGGAUGAGGCUGUGAUGUUGGUGAGGGUUUGGGAUGACUUAGGGGAGGUUUUGCAUUUGUUUUAA